Molecule: messenger RNA, 404 nt
Organism: Rhizopus microsporus ATCC 52813
Lineage: Eukaryota; Fungi; Mucoromycota; Mucoromycetes; Mucorales; Rhizopodaceae
Product: ribosomal protein S6
Exons: 3
Coding region: 13-348 (111 amino acids)
Biological process (GO): translation
Cellular component (GO): mitochondrial small ribosomal subunit; ribosome
Molecular function (GO): structural constituent of ribosome; small ribosomal subunit rRNA binding
Source: RefSeq, a predicted model, not a curated record
GAAUCACUCAACAUGCCAUUUUAUGAACUUGUUUGUAUAGCCAGACACAACAUUGUUGAAAGCAAUUUAAAAGAUCUCUUAAAGACAUCAGCCAAGCAAGUCAUUACCCGAGGUGGUGUUGUCCGAGGAUUCGAAAACUGGGGAGAUAUGAAGAUUCCUCAUAGAAUCAAGAGACAUCAAGAGUACUUUACAGAUGGAAGAUAUUGGACAAUGCACUUUGAUGCCAAUCCUUUAAUAAUUCAAGAGCUUGGAAAAAAACUUGCAGUUGACACUCGUGUGUUGCGUCAUACGUUUAUCAAGUUGGGAGACAAGUUAGAAACUGUGAUUGAGAGACCAGACAAAACAUAAGCAUGUAUUUUAAGAAUCAAAUGAUGUAAAUAGAGAAUAAAAUGAAUUUUACUGCA